This is a messenger RNA of Dreissena polymorpha, 1994 nucleotides long. RefSeq names its product anti-sigma-I factor RsgI6-like. Lineage: Eukaryota; Metazoa; Mollusca; Bivalvia; Myida; Dreissenidae. Gene Ontology annotation, biological process: carbohydrate metabolic process. The transcript has 15 exons. Bases 182 to 1876 code for a protein of 564 amino acids. Gene Ontology annotation, molecular function: hydrolase activity, hydrolyzing O-glycosyl compounds. The record is from RefSeq and is a predicted model, not a curated record.
AGGCUCCUUUAAGAAAGGCCGGUAAGUAAAUCAACUAAAGAAAGAUAUUUCAGAAAAACGAUUUCUUAUCUUGAUGUUCAUGUCGCAGUUCAACUUAUUCAAAAUUAUCAAACAUUUUAUGAUUGCGACUUGCCAGUGAAAUCCCAGGCCGUUUCUCAUCUCAUAAAAUACAAAACGAGCCAUGAGCCCAACGCUGUUUGUGCUUCUGAUAUUUGUAUCACUCCUGAUCCGCUGUAACGGAGAAAUUACACAGUUGGUUCACGACCCGGAUAUGGAGGGCCUCCACCAGAGCUGGAAGUGUAGAGCCCACUGUACACUGACACCCAGUCACGACGCACACACGGGCAAAACCAGCCUUCUCGUCACUAACCGUGGCAGCAUUAAUGACGGCCUAUCGCAGUCAGUCAACCUUACGCCUAAUGGUCGUUAUAACUUCACGUUCUACGUUAAACUGCUGAACCUAACGACCGGAAACAUGUACGACAUGGUACAAGCUACACUGGCCUGUUCUAACGCAAAUCACAUUAAGUUUGGCCAGGAACGAUACACUCGACUGAAUCAUUGGACGAAAGUGGGAGGAGUUGCGCAUGCGCCUGCAGAUACUAGCGGAUGUUUUAUUCGAGUUCAAGUUUCGGACAUCCACGCGGAUCACGUGAUUGAUGACGUUAGUCUUGUUGCCGUGCCGAAUAUCACAGACUGGAGAGCAGAGGCAAAUGAACGCAUUGAAAGCAUCAGGAAAUCCAACAUCACUAUCAGGCUUACAGGAGCCGAGCCGAAUGCAAAUUACGAGAUUGAGCUAUACCAGACGAAGCACGAAUUUGCAUUCGGUAGCGCUAUUAGCGCCACGCAAUUCAUUGACCCCGCCUACAGCCACUACCAGCACGCCUUCUACGAGAACUUUGAGUGGGCUGUGUUGGAGAACGACCUCAAAUGGCAGCAAAUGGAACGUCGUCAGGGUCAUAUCCAUUCAACUGAAGCCAUGGCAACGCUGAAGUCCCUCAACGCCUCUGGUAUCAAAGUCAGAGGUCACAAUGUUUUCUGGGGAGUGGAUUUGCACACGCCAACAUGGGUGACAACGUUAAGUCAGCAUGACCUCCAAGUUGCCAUGGAUAACAGAAUAAAUAACGUUGUUGCCAUGGCGAGAAAUUAUGUCCGCCAUUGGGACGUGAACAACGAGAAUCUCCAUGGUGAUUUCUACGAACAGAGAACACGUGACCCGAACAUCACCAUGAAGAUGUUCUCAUCAGUCCAUAAGGUGGACCCUAAUGCCCUGCUCUUCCUGAAUGAUUUCGGUAUAAUGGAGAAUAAUGUGGCACAGUCCUUGCGAAACCAAGCAAUGCUGUUCAAAAGUGCCGGAGUCCCGAUCCAUGGAAUCGGCAUCCAGAGUCAUCUACAUAAAAUGGAUCUCGACAUAACAGCUAUGAAGGCCCGACUAGACACCGUUGCAGAGGCAGGGUUGCCCAUUUGGAUUACGGAGCUCUCUGUAGAGACGACAAAUCAAACAGUCAGGGCUAGUGUUCUUAGGGACGUGAUGACCUUGUACUUCAGUCACCCGGCGAUAAAGGGCAUACUUCUGUGGGGGUUCUGGAACGGGAGAAUAUAUAACACCACUGCAGCGCUUUUUGAGGGUCCAAACGUACAACCCAACGCUGCCGGACUGAUGUACCAAGAACUUUUCAAGACAACAUGGCGUACAAAUGUAACGCUACCAGUCCAUGGCAAUGGUGACGUCACAGUUCGUGGUUUCCAGGGUGUUUACAAGGUCACAGUCAAGAAAAGUGACAAGGAGCUUACCAAUCAAUAUGUCAGCGUUAUUGAUGACAAGGCCAUAGUAUUGGACAUAAGUGGAUUGUCCGCGCCAGCCAUCGUCGGUUAGACUUCAAGAGAGCUCAUCGAAAUUGUAUCUUUUCUGUUCAAUGGCUAUAAUUGUAUGCUUCGAAAUGCCGACUGUGAUGAAAUAAGGGUUGCGAAAUUAAAAGCAAUUCGUAGAGUAA